UGACAUUCAAGAUGCCAAUCUAUCAGGAGACUUGCCGCCUUCCAUUUUCGACCUCACAUCGCUGCGCUUGCUCAAUCUGGCGCUCAACCCAAAUCUGACGGGCAGCUUUCCAGAUGCACUCGGGAACCUCCUCCAGCUCACCACGCUGGACAUGCACGGGUGCCGCCUAUCCGGCUCCAUCCCAUCCACCAUCGGUCGCCUCACCAGCCUGAGCUACUUCCUGGUCAACCAGAACCGCCUCUCGGGCUCCCUGCCUGCACAGAUAGGCACCCUCCCCCAGCUCUACAUGCUUGACGUCAUGGAGAACCAGCUGGAAGGGCCCCUGCCGACAUUCGAGGGUGCGAACGAGCUCGGGCACCUCCACAUGAGCAACAACCUCUUCACGUCUGUUCCAGCAGAGAUCAGCAGACUGCCCAAACUGCUGCACCUGCUGAUGGACAGCAAUCGUCUCACCCAUGACUUUCCACUCGCUUUCAACAACACCGACCUCACUGUCAUCUACUGGAGCCACAACGUGAUACCCGGACCCUUCCCUUCCACCUGGUUCUUCCCCCAACUCAAGGAUUUCCUCGUCAGCAACUGCUCUCUACCCGAACAGCCUCUCCCCUCCUUCCCUGUCUCUCUCAACCUCUCCAACCUCGACCUGAGCAGCAACAGCUUCACAGGCGCCAUUCCUGGCACUCUGUUUGAGCAGCACCCCAACCUCGUCAACCUCAAUCUGGCCAACAACGCUCUUGACUCGAGUUUACCCCCAGAAAUCACUACUGCUGCCAAGCUGCAAUCCGUCUUCCUAUCCGGCAACCAGCUCAGCGGUCCCCUGCCAGACCUCUCAUCGCUGCCCAGCAUCGUGUCGCUCUCCCUCUUUGACAACUCCCUCUCCUCCCUGCCGCCCGCCCUGCUUGCCAAGAGCAGCAACAUCACGCUGCAGCUUUUUAACAACGAUCUGUGCAAGCCAUUCAAGCCAGACUACACGCAAGUCUGCUCCCCUCCGACGCCCCUCACCCAAUACACCGCCCCUGCUUUCUGUGACGGCCUCGCCUGCGAGAACGACCUCUACAGCCCUAGCGCACCGCUCUAUAACGAGUCGCUCUCCUGCGUGUGCGUGUCCCCGUUAAGAGCCGACCUGGAGCUGUUUAUAUCGGAUUUCGUGGUGUACCAUGAGGCGCUGGUGGCGCAGUUAGAGCAGCGGAUCUUCUCGGAGCUCGCCAGCAAGUCGCAGAUCAACAUCAGCAGGCCACAGGUGGGUCAUGUAGACUACACCUGGAUCAACUUCAACAGUUCACUCCUGGUUACCCUCUGGGUUUACUCGGAGCUGCAGCAGCUGGAGGAGCGGAUCUUCUCAGAGCUCACCAGCAAGUCUCAGAUCAACAUCAGCCGGUCCCAGCUCCUCAUCUCUGCUAUCAGCAGCCCCGCCUCUAUCUCCUCGCUCGCCUCCACCUUCGCCUCCACCUUUCUGUCUGAUUGUCCCUUUCUGUCCAUCACCGAGGUCCCUUUCCGUCCCUGUCACUCCCUUCCCCUCUCACACCCACCAGCUCCUCAUCUCGGCUAUCAGCAGCCCCGCCUCUCUCUCCUCGCUCGCCUCCACCUUCGCCUCCACCUUUCUCUCCUCAUCUCUGCUAUCAGCAGCCUCGCCUCUAUCUCCUCGCUCGCCUCCACCUUCGCCUCCACCUUCGCCUCGGACCACGCCGAUCAUGAGUCCAUGCUCAUCAUCACCCUCCUCUUCUUCCCCCCCAGGGGCCAACAAUUUCUGAUGACCCCCCUGCAACAUACCACACCCCAGGGCAUCCCCAGAGCGCACCACCCACGAAUCCAGGACUUGAUUUCUCAUCCAUUCUCCCUCCUUUUCCUCCCUCCUCCCAUCACUCCCCACCAGCUCCUCAUCUCGGCCAUCAGCAGCCCCGCCUCUCUCUACUCCCUCGCCUCCACCUUCGCCUCGGACCACGCCGAUCACGAGUCAACGCUCAUCAUCACCCUCCUCUUCUUCCCUCCGGGCGGCGACGACAGCUGGUACCCGCGAGACACACCGCAGGCCAUCCGCAACGCGCUCACCUCGAGGGACCUUGCUGUGCGCGUUGCUCUCGGCAACUUUGGGUUGUUUCGAGUUGCGGGCUUCUACGGCCCCGCGCGUGAGUUUGCCAUAUUGUCUAGCACCCUACAACCCCUCACCACAGCAGCAGAGCUCGUCUGGGCUGAGCACCGCCGCUAUCCCUACAACUCCCCAUCACAGCAGCAGCCCUCGUCUGGGCUGAGCACGGGCGCCAUCGUGGCCAUCUCAGUGUGCUGCGCUGCUGUUGCCAUCGCCCUCAUUGUGGCUCUGCUCAUGCGCCCCUGGGAGAAGCGAAGUGCUCUGGCACUACGGGCAUGGAAUUGCACCAACCGGCAGUUGAUCCUUUCAUCAGCUCCCAUCCAUGUUCCUCCAAUCCCCUCCCGAUCCCCUCACAAUCCCCUCACAAUCCCCUCCCAAUCCCCUCCCAAUCCCCUCCCAAUCCCCUCCCAAUCCCCUCCAAAUCCCCUCCCAAACCCCUCCCGCACCCCUCGCACCCAUUCAUCCUCUCACCGCAGGGUGGAGCCAUGGUGGAACCGUGCAGACUACGAGGCAUUGGAGGGAAUCACCCUGCAGCACGCCCGCCGCUAUUCGCUGCGACAGCUGGCGGAGGCAACCAACGGCUUUGAUGACUCGCUUGUGCUGGGCACGGGCGGUUACGGCAAGGUGUACCAUGGCAUUCUCAACGGCGAGUCGGUGGCGAUAAAGAAAGCAACGGAGAAGCAUCGGCAUGCAGGAGUGGAUUUCAAGAACGAGAUCGAGAUGCUGACGGCGGUGUCGCACGGCAACCUGGUGAAGCUCACCGGCUUCUGUGUGGAGAAGGACGAGCAGCUGCUGGUGUUCGAAUUCAUGGAGGGGGGGGCUCUGGACGCCUGGAUCAAAGGUGGGUGGGUUGACAGUGGAUGCAGUGUGGUUGUGUGCGGUUGGGUGUGUGGAGCAAGGGUUUGCUUCUGUGUGGAGAAGGACGAGCAGCUGCUGGUGUUUGAAUUCAUGGAGGGGGGCGCGCCUGGAUCAAAGCCCGCCAACAUUCUGCUGACAGCAUCUCUGGAAGCCAAGGUGGCGGACUUUGGCAUUUCCAAGUCGCUGCCAGAAAGGGGCGAGCUGGUGCAGGAGGAGAUCAUCGGCAGCAAGGGCUACAUCGACCCACACUUUGCGGUGUCGGAGGUGCUGACGGAGCGCAGUGACGUGUUCAGCUUCGGGGUGGUGCUGCUGCAGCUGGCCACGGGGCAGCCGCCUGUCAUUCAGGGAGUGCCGCUCAGCCAGGUCGUGCUGCACCUCGCCUUCGGCCAAGACGGCCUGCCCGCCGCCAUCGAUCCCAAACUCUCUGACCUUCUCCAGGCUACUGCAGCUGCUACUGCUGCUGCUGCUGCUACUGCUGCUACUGCUGCUACUGCUGCUGCUGCUGCUACUGCUGCUGCUGCUGCUGCUGCUGCUGCUGCUGCUGCUGCUGCUGCUGCUGCUGCUGCUGCUGCUGCUGCUGCUGCUGCUGCUGCUGCUGCUGCUGCUGCUGCUGCUGCUGCUGCUGCUGCUGCUGCUGCUGCUGCUGCUGCUGCUGCUGCUGCUGCUGCUGCUGCUGCUGCGUCGAACGGUGCUUCUUUUCACAGUGCUUCUGCUGCUGCCGUUGCUGUUGUUUCUUCUGCGGCAGGAGGGGAAGUGAGUGCAGGGGAGAUGGUGGAGGGGUUGGAGGAGACGUUCGGCACGUUCCUGCGGGUGGCGCUGUGGUGCACGGCAGAGCACCCCUCGCUUCGUCCCGACAUGGAGCAGGUCGUAUCUGCGCUGCGCAGCAUCAGGGACCAUCUCCGGGCGCUACCUGGGGGAGGCACUCCUGUGGGCCCCGUAAGGGCAGUCCCAAGUGGCACCAGCGGUUAUGGUGCUGCUGACGUGUCGCUUGCCAGUCGUGCCAGCGGUUACGGUUCUGCUGCCCUGUCAUUUGCUAGUCGUACCAGCAGUGCAGUAGCAGGAACAUAUUCCUCUGCCGCCCGGUCACCUGAGAGUGGAGUCACAGGAGGGGUUGCCAGCUUGUCAACCCUCUGGAGCCACUUGCCUGUUUCAACUAGUCAACCGGGGUCAAACUGGUCAAACUUUAAGGUGGAGCAGGGAGGGAUGGGUGGGUAUGAUGACACUGGCACGCACCGUCAGACGCUCACAGGCCCCUAUGCCCGGUAG
Closterium sp. NIES-65 is the source of this 4210-nucleotide messenger RNA. Lineage: Eukaryota; Viridiplantae; Streptophyta; Zygnematophyceae; Desmidiales; Closteriaceae. The record is from the annotation of a GenBank genome assembly.